This is a messenger RNA of Eucalyptus grandis, 967 nucleotides long. RefSeq lists its product as uncharacterized. The transcript has a single exon. The record is from RefSeq and is a predicted model, not a curated record. The coding region runs from base 267 to 770 and encodes 167 amino acids. Lineage: Eukaryota; Viridiplantae; Streptophyta; Magnoliopsida; Myrtales; Myrtaceae.
UUUCAAGGUCAUUAUAUAACAACGGCAUCGCACGCCUGCCAUUUCCCAAGAUGAAAAGAUCAAAAGAAGCUAACACCUGCUCUUUCGUCUCGCAACUCCACUCGUCGCUACGGCUACCACGGAUACUUCCCCAUCUCCUCCUUCCCAUCUCGCAUUUGCUUGUGUAGGCCUUUGCCGAGAGAGCAUCUUCUCCGCCGUUGGGCUUGCGCCCGCUUGCGAUUCGCCAAUCCUCACCGUCUCCGUAGCACGUGGUCCGCCCAGCUCUGAUGUGGCCGAGGAGAGGCGGCGUGUUCAGGCGGCUCCUCGCGGUCAAGUUCCGUCUCACCGUGGCUAGAUUCGUCGAGAGCAUCGGCAGCAGGUGCGGCUACCGCAGCUCGAUGCCUCUCCGCUACGGGGAGCGCGAGCUCUCGUUCGACGAGACUCCGGUCUUCCGCGUCAAGAUGCACCGUCCCGGAGGAUCCACGAGGUCCCGCUUCCGCCUCCCUCGCAUCCCCUGCAUCAGGCCGGACGUCGAUUUCGAGCACGGCUUCUUCGUAGGCGACUGGGAGAGGAAGAGCCUGGUUGCCGUCGGAGACGGAGGAGAAUGCGUGUACAGUGAGAAGGCGACGGGAUUGUCCGAAGAAGAAGAAGAAGAAGGAGAAGGAGGAGGAGGAGGAGGGAUUGAUGAGAGGGCAGAGGAGUUCAUAGCGAAGUUCCAUGAGCAGAUGAAGCUGCAGAGGCAGGUUUCGUACUUACAGUACACUGAGAUGCUCAACAGAGCCACGAGCUGAAUCAAUAGUCCCCAAUCUCUCUCUGUCUCGACAGUAAUAAUUUCCCACUCCGCACCUCGGUUGCAGGACACUUAUGUAGACACUGGAGCUUCAACGCAUAUUGAUUAUCGAGUUUGAAUAUUCACGAUUUUUCCUUUUCCUCGUUUACGUCAAUGUAUUUAAUUUCCGAUUUUCAACUAUCCAUCCUUAUGUGCUUA